UAGCAAUUCAGCAGGCACUAAGUGAUUGCAGACCCUCCACUUUAGUUAGUUACAACAUUCCACUAGUUAGUUAAACAUGAUCAUUCUGUUAUAACCAUUUCCAAUUCUGUUAGAACAAUUAGUAUAAGUAUAUCAAGUAGUGGAAUGAAUAAAGCAAUCAGAACAAUUAUCUCCAUUAGUUUCCUUCUUAGCUCCUUAGCAAUAGUAUGUAGUGUAGCUUUUCGUAUCAAUUGGUCCGACCUGCCCCCUUCUCUGUUGUUCUUCAAUGGCAGAUGUCGAACCUCUCGAUGCCAGCCUGGACCGGCUCGAGGCAGCCAUGGCCAACCUCGCCGCAAUGGAUUCCGAUCUCCAUGCAUCUCACCUUCGUUUAGACGCACUUCAUGCUUCCAUGCUCUUCAAACUAGAUCUCAUUAGCCAGCAACUGGAUACCGUGAUAUUUCGCCAGCGCUUCCCGUUUCCUGCAUCGAUGCCGCCACCACAGCCGUCACUGUCGCCGCCACUACUGUUUCCUUCUUCAGCCCAGCCACCAUCGCCGCCGCUGUCGCCGCCACCACUGUUUCCUUCUUCAGCGCCGUCGCCAGCUCCUCCGCCUCGUCCUCACGUGCCUCCUCCUCAGUUCACACCACACUCAUAUGAUCCUCCUCAGCUUUAUCCUCAGGAAUGGGGCAACCCAAACAGCCCAAGGCAGCCCGUGCUUCCACACUCCUACGUUCCUCCUCCCCUUCCACUGCAGCCUUCGAUUCCAUGUUCCCCAUCCAAGCCAUCUAGUCCUGCACCCAAGUCUGCAUCACUCCCUAUGGCAGCUUACUUUGGACGCUCCAUAAGGCAGUCACGCAUACUCGAGCUUCCCGCCUCCACCUAUUUUCGUCGUCGUCAACAAACACGUCUCUCCUUUCUCAGUUUCUCUCCCUCUCACUCCUCUGACGACCAGAGAAAUGUUCCCAAGCAUGGUUUAUGGCUCUGUCUUUCUCAGGCUCUUUCUUGCAACCGCCGUCCUCGUCGUCGUUCGCAUCGUCGCCCUUCAUCCUCUUGCUCUGUCGCUCAUCGGCGUCAACGCCCGCCGCCACAUCCACCACCACCACCUCCGAAGCCCCCGCCUCCACCAUCAUCUCUGCCACCAUCUUUAACACAACCCUUGAUGGUUCCACGGUGUGGGCCACACACCCACUCCUUUCCUAGGCCGUUCAGUCUGUGGCACGGGUCACACACUCGUUUACUGAUUCAGACGUUAAUAUUGUUAGGCCCAACUAGCCCACAACCAAAGUCACUUCCCUAACGUACCUCCUGUUUUCUAAACUCACCCCUAUUUUCACUUGUUUUAUUGUCCAACCUUGAGGACAAGGUUGUUUUGAAGCGGUGGGUGUUGAUAGCAAUUCAGCAGGCACUAAGUGAUUGCAGACCCUCCACUUUAGUUAGUUACAACAUUCCACUAGUUAGUUAAACAUGAUCAUUCUGUUAUAACCAUUUCCAAUUCUGUUAGAACAAUUAGUAUAAGUAUAUCAAGUAGUGGAAUGAAUAAAGCAAUCAGAACAAUUAUCUCCAUUAGUUUCCUUCUUAGCUCCUUAGCAGUAGUAUGUAGUGUAGCUUUUCGUAUCAGUUAUAUAGUCCCUCAACUGCCUCUCGUGUUAUAGAAAGUUUGCAUAAGAAUCUUCAUUUUAUAUGAAAGAAGAAUAGUGACUUGAGCUAUCCAAGCUGUACUCUAAAUUCCCAACAGGUCUGAGAUAUUGGAUGCAUGAUGGUAUGUAUUGGAUACUUGACAUGACGUGUUACCCUUGCCAUGCAGUCUCGGAUGCAAAAUUUUAUUCAUCUAUUUUAAGACAUGUAAAACAUUUUAAAUAUCAUGGUCACAACCAAGAAAGUGAUCACAAGAAGAUAAUCAUGCUUUUAAGCUGGUUGGUGCUGGAUUCUUCUGGUAGUAAUCAUUGAAUGCAUAUGAAGCAUGAUCGCAGACAGUGUUUGGAUUAUAACAGCUUGCUCCUGGUUGUAUUGCUGAGCAGUCUGCACCUCCAUACCCACAAGCAUAGUCAAGAGCAACCUGUAGAGCAGUGUCUGAAGCUCCCUGGUUAGCAACACACCAUUGACCACCUGAUGAUGUUGGUUGGUGUUGUGGUUGGGGUUGUUGGAUUUGUGUUUGAUAAAAAUGAUUGUGUUAAUAAAAGAGUAAGUGAAGAUGAUGAAUUGGGUGAUGCUACUAACUCUGCAGACUGCAGCAAUGGGGAAUGAUGCAGACUCAAACAGUGGAACAGAGGAUGACAUUCAUUCUUCAACUGACUUUGAAUUCUACUUACAAGGAUUAGAGAGGGCCAAGAUAAUAGUGAACAAACCAUUAACACAAGUCACAAUGUCGUCUAGAUAGCUCUGCGGUAGUUCUCUUGCUUAAAAUGUAUGAUACAUAACUGCUUGAUUCAAGCCCUAGCUAUUUGCCAAGAGAAUGCAAGAAUCAGUUUCUAUUUACAAGUGCCUUGAAGCUUUCUUGAAAGAGGAACCUCUUGGGCCAGAAGACAUGUGGUACUGCCCUAACUGCAAAAAUCCUCAGCAAGCAUCUAAGAAACUAGAUUUUGGAGAUUGCCUGAAAUUGUUGUUGUUCAUUUGAAGAGGUUCUCAUUCAGCCGAUACUUCAAGAACAAGCUGGAAACAUUUGUUGAUUUCCCAAUUAAUGAUCUGGGCUUGUCAACAUAUGUAGCCCACGGGAAUAAUCAGUCUUCCAACCGCUAUGUGCUUAUAUGCAAUUAGUUGUCAUUAUGGAGUGUUAGGAGGAGGUCACUAUACAGCAUUUGUCCGUUAUGGCUAUGAUAAAUGGUAUGAUUUUGAUGACAGCAGGGUCGAAUCUAUUAGUGAGGACAUGAUAAAGACUCCUGCUGCUUAUGUUCUUUUCUACAGGAAAAUUAAGAUGAAAAUUUUAGAUGCAAUUGUGUAAUUAGUGAUAUAGCAACAUGGGAUGCUUGAGGCUUUUCAGACCUUUUGCCUAUACAUGCAGUUGUCUGAUUUCCUCAAAAUUGCUGCUUAAGCGGGUACCAGUUGGGUUUUACUGAGACAAUUGAAGAGAAAUGCAAAGAAUUUAAGAUUUUACAGCUUUAAGAAGCUACAGGCAAAAAAAGAGGGUAGGACUUCAAUUUUUAAACCCAGAAGGAUAGAUUAUUACAUAUGUCAGACAUGUAUAUUGGAUUUUUGGUGUUUAAAUACUU
This is a messenger RNA of Glycine soja, 3185 nucleotides long. Its product is annotated as extensin-like. The transcript is spliced from 3 exons. NCBI's taxonomy places the organism in Eukaryota, Viridiplantae, Streptophyta, Magnoliopsida, Fabales, Fabaceae. The record is from RefSeq and is a predicted model, not a curated record. The coding region runs from base 266 to 1276 and encodes 336 amino acids.